Molecule: messenger RNA, 2316 nt
Organism: Gastrolobium bilobum
Lineage: Eukaryota; Viridiplantae; Streptophyta; Magnoliopsida; Fabales; Fabaceae
Exons: 4
Molecular function (GO): zinc ion binding; nucleic acid binding
Source: RefSeq, a predicted model, not a curated record
AUGAGUGAGAGAGAGAAAGGUGAUCAUGGGAAGAAUCCUGGCAAAUCAAGUGAAGAACUUGACAUUCUUCAAAGAAGUAAUAAGAGGAAUAAAGGUGAGGGAGAUCAGUUUUCAAAUGAUGUAUCUAUGAUACCUAGACAUGAAGGUUGGAUGGAAGAUGAGAAUGGCCAACGUUCAACCUGGAAGGAAAUUCUGAUGCGUCAUAAUGGAGAAGAUGAUGAAUGGGAAGGAGAGGCGUCUGCCGAGGAAGACUUAGAUGGGGAGGAACCUGCUGAGGAAGAGGAUGUCAACCAUGGAGGAAUUAAGAUGUGGGAGGAAGAUGAUGGGCGUACUUAUUUUAGUUGCACCAAAAGAGCAAGGAAGAGAAUGAGGAAACCUUGGGAGAAAGCUCUGAUUGUUAAACUCCUUGGGAAGAAAAUUGGGGUGGAGUUUAUGAAGAAAAAAAUAAAUGUCUUAUGGGCUAGAAAAGGCAAAAUCAAUGUCACUGAUAUUGGUAAUGACUUUUUCGUAGUCCAGUUUAGUGAGAAGGAUGAUCUCAAUUUUGCGUUGAACGGUGGUCCAUGGAUUGUUUUGGGUCAUUAUUUAUCGUUGAGGAAGUGGGAACCAACUUUCAGACCUAAUAGUGCUGGAAUUGCUAAGAUUGCUGCUUGGAUUCGUCUACCGGAUAUUCCCAUUGAAUUCUAUGAUGAAGCUUUUUUUAGAAGGAUUGGAAACUGGUUAGGCAAGAUGAUCAAGGUAGACAGCAAUACAAAUGCUCAUGUAAGAGGACGGUUUGCAAGAAUAUGUGUGGAACUGGACCUAUCUCAGCCAUUAAAGGGUGAUUAUGUGCUGGAAGGAUUUACCAAACAAAUUGAGUAUGAAGGAUUAGGGCUCAUUUGUUUUGGUUGUGGGAAAUAUGGACAUAGCACCGAGAAUUGUUCAGCUGCUCCAAAGCAACGCAGUUCAUCCGAUAUUCAUAAUGACGAUCAAAUUCAUCAAGAGGAACCUGGCAACUCAGAAUUCCAUCGAAGUAAAGGAUUGGGACCUUGGAUGGUUGUUAAUCGUCAACGCAGGAGCCGGCAACCUCCUCAGACGGCCGGUGCAGUCCAGCCAGGCGCUGAUAAUCAUGGUGAUAAGGAGGAAAUUACGCAAUCACGGUUUGCAAUCUUAACAGCUGGACCUAUUAAUGAGGAGGAUCAUAAUCAAAUAAUUAAUUCUGUUACUCCUCAUAUGGGGGCCCCUCAGUUUGAAAUUCCUCAGAAAAUAUGGACUAAAUCCAAAAAGUCCAAAGAUACCCCUAGGACUAAAUCAACGGUUCCUACUAUGCAUACGGCUCAUUCUUCAAGCACGGGUAAGAGGUGUCCAGUCCAGAGUGAAAAUCGUGAAGAUCAUACUCCCAUUCCACCAUGUCCAUCAAUUGCUACUUUCAUGGCGGUUAGUCCUAUGCAAGCAAAUCAACAUGAUCAGGAAAAUGGGAUGAAAGCAGAUAGCACUUUGAACCAGAAUCAAGAGCAGUUAUAUGACACAUUUCAUAAAACUGGUCCUGAUAUAUCAGUUGACAACAGCAGCGACAUCCAAAAUCCUGAAACCUCAACCAUCUCUACGUGCAUGGAGGUGGACAGAGUUCACCAGGAAGAUAUUUCAAGAAUGAAGGAUGCAAGAACCUUGGAGGGAGCAGUGAAACCCCAGUUUCAAAAUUCGCUUUUUCUGUUUACUAGGAAAUAUAAGCCUAGUAUUGUAGUGAUUCUAGAACCUCGGUGUAGUGGUCAAAAAGCUUCUGACAUUAUCCGAAAAUCUGGGUUUAAGCAUGCUUUUGUUCAAGAGGCAGAAGGUCCUUGGUUUACAUGGAAGGGUCCGAAGUUUCUUCAUCUUGAUCGUGUUUUUAAGAGGCUGGACCGAGCCUGUGCUAAUGCAAGUUGGAAGACUACCUUUACUGAUGCUGGCGUUAAGGUACUUCCACGGAUUUAUUCUGAUCAUAGUCCCAUUUUGGUCUACUUGUCUAACUUGGACACAGGUUGGAAAAAUCGUCCCUUUCGCUUUGAGAUUGCUUGGAUGGAGCAUUAUAACUUUACUCAGUUUCUGGCUAGGAGCUGGAAUGUUGUGAAAGACACUAGAACGAAUCUGCAUGAUCUGACUCCAAAUUUAAAAAGAUGGAACAAGAUAGCCUUUGGCAACAUUUUCAAUAGGAAGACUAACCUAUUGCAUAGUAUUGCAGAAAUUCAGAAUCAUGUUGAUUAUCAUACCAACUUAUCUCUCCAAUCUAGAGAAAAGGAGGUUAGGAAGGACCUUGAUGCGGUUCUCAUACAAGAAGAGAUCUUAUGGUUUCAAAAAGCCAGG